GGUGAAGCUGGUGAAUCUGAGACGCUCUCUCCAACAAGGUGAACAAGCCACUCCAGGUCCAAACUCCAAACUGCACCCUCGCCGUGGCCCUCUCGCACCUCGCACCUUGCACCUUGGGCCUCGCAGCUCGCGCCUUUGCAACCUUGCAACCCUCACGCUAAGUCGACACGGACUACCUCGUACCCUACCACCAUUACUCAAACUCCAACCUCACCACCACCACCACUACCUCCUCCAUCAUCCAUCCUCACCAUCAUCGCCGAACCCCCUUCCAUCUCCCCUGUUCCUCUGCUGCGUCGCCUGGAUCCCGCUUCUUCCUCACCGCAGGCUGCUUUUAGCUAUUCCAACCGGGAGCUGGGCAAAGUCCUCCAAGCGGCGGAUCGCUCGAGUCCUGCCCUGCCUCGCCUCGCCUGACCUCCGCCUCCCGAAUUGCGAACUCCGCGUCUUCGAAUCCAGCCGCCACACUCUUUACUAAUUGUCCCUAUACUCGCUUUUCGAUUCUCUUCUACUGAGACGUUGAUCAUCAAGACUAUUCAACAACCCACACUCUGCAUUUGUUGGCAGCCGACACCCAGCCCCGACUCGUACCUCUCGAUCUUUCACGCCCUCCGCCCGGUCAUCGCCCCCCAGUAGACACCAAAACUCCGUCGAUCUGUGUCCUUCACUUGAUGGCUGCUGGUCCUUGGAUAUUCUGUGGAUAGCUAAAUAAGGUCUCGUCUGGCGACGGAAUUGCCCCUCGACGACGACGUCGCGGCCCAAGUACCGGUGAACCUCACGGCAGUUGCCACAGUUCACACGCCCAUUGCGCGGUCAGAAAUCCAAGAACAAAAGAUAUUUAUCCCACCCUGAUAUCAAGCUACGGACAUUGAGAUAUUUCAUGGUGAACACCACAGGACAACAUGAGAGAAGUCAACUUCAGCAUCCCCAAUGUCAACAAGGCCUCCGUCCACAUUACCACCACCCUCUAUGACCGCCGAGCCCUGGAUUGCACCUCGACCCUCCCCCUGAUUAACUCCCUCAAUCACUUAGCAUACCUGACAACUUCUUCUGCACGUAUUCGAGAUAUCCUUACCGUCGAUGGCGGCGUUGAGCGCCUUGUCUGCAUAUUGAAGGAGGGUCGGAGCAAAGAUGAAAUGCACAUGUGGAAAUGGAAUCUCGCUUUUCAAUGCAUCGUAAAUAUUGGUGUUCGAGGCUCAGAAAAUGUGCGGACACGUGUGGUGGAGGCAGACAUGGUCCCGGUGAUUGCGACAAUCCUGUGGGACUAUAUCUUGGUCAUCGAAAUGGAAAAGGCAAAGGCCGAUGCUGAGCAGGAAAAACGCAACGGUUCCAAGCAUUCAGGAAGUUCGAAAGCCUCCAAAUUGUCUCGAGAACUGACACAAGAUCCCGCAACAAGGACCUCCUUCUUUGAACACCUGCACGCGGCUACCGACCACCGUUCCAAUCGUCGCCAAGCUCCGCCACCGUCAUUGGAUUUACCACAGUCCUUUUCGCAGAGCUUUGGCACCACAGAAACAGGGCCAGCAGAGGGAGGAAGCAUUAUGCCUCCAAGCGUUUUUACCUCGCCUCCCGAACGAACAAUGUUCCCCCGACGUGAUCUGCACCAUCACAACCGUGGGCACGAGAGCAGAAAUUCUUUCCACAGAUCCCUCAAUUUGCAACCCCCAGCUACAGCAGUGCCCUCAAUGGAUGCUUCCGACGGAUUUUCACUGCGGCCGGUUCGGGAGGUGGAUAGACUACCUUCUAUGCUACCACCCCUCAAUACAGGCGUGACCUCUCAUCCCGACUCGCCAACUACCCCUUCUGCGCCACUCCAUCGCGGAGUACUCUCCCCUGUUGGUCGCCGCAUGAGAAGGCCCUCCAUCCGUCACCAAAAUUCUACUGGCGACAACGACGACAUGGGCAUGGAUGACGUGGCUGGCCCCGACGACGAACUCAUGGAUCCCGAGGCCCCAGCUGAAGGUCGGAGCAGGGACCAAACCCGGGAUCCCAGUCCUCACGAUCUUCACGACAUGGAUGGCCGACAACCGUUGACCCUCACUAUCCCCCCACAGCAGGCUCGAGAAAUCGAUAACAACGUGGAUAUUGCCCAGCAGACGCCAAUCACCGCAGGUAUGGGCAACCCAUUGGGCCCUGGGGGGCUCGAGGCAAUGGGUGUCUCGCCCAUCCCUCCUCCGCCUGCCACUGCUGCUUCUCCUGCAAUCCCGCUUAACGCAUAUCCGAAUUUCUUCUUGAGAAACGCGACUGCCACUGCCACUACCGCCUUGAUGCCCCGCGAUGAGGAUGUUCUAAUGGGCUUGCAAUUACUUGCUUAUAUUUCCAAAUACUGCUACCUGCGGCAUUACUUCCAAGCGACGCAUUUAGUUCCCCGACUUAGGAUCGAUCGAGAGGUUGAGAAGAUCUAUGGUCCGAUGCGAGGCUGUGCCCCUCUCCCAGAACCCACUGAAGACGAAGAUGAAGAGUUUCUGCAACCCGACGACUACAAUAUCUUCCCACUGGUGGAGAAGUUUACCGUCCGUCACCACUCAAAAGAUAUGCAAUACUGGGCAUGCGUGGUCAUGCGCAAUUUGUGCCGAAAGGAUGACGCCCGAGGAGGAAUACGCCAAUGUGCCAACUACAAAUGUGGAAAGUGGGAGGAGUACACCCGUCAGUUUGCCAAAUGCAGGCGCUGCCGUCGCACAAAAUACUGCAGCAAAGAAUGCCAGCGUGAGUCGUGGAGCAUGCACAGGCACUGGUGUCACCUGGAAAAUGCAUAUCUCAAUCGCAGGACCAACGCAUGAAUUGCCUUUUUGAAGUUGCAUAGCCGUGGAGUAUUUGGACCGAGCGUCGUUGGCGUUGGCGCCGUGGAGUUUGUCGACUUUCUCGAGGCAUGGGAUUUCAGCAUCGUUUCCGCAUUCAGCCUUUGGCAAAACACCCAGCACGAUUGAUGUACAGCGAAUCGAUAUUGUUGAACGAGGUAUGCAAAGACUUUGAGAGUAUAUAUCAUCAACGAAAUGUAGCCGAAGACGAGGCGUUGACGCGAAAAAGGCACGGGUCGACGACGAAGAUGAGCCGCAGAGGUGUUUUUGGAUUGCUGAACCUUUGAGCUGAUCUUGUCGAGUCGUCGAGGGCACAGGCUGCUGGUCUGGAGGAGAUUGUUACUGACACACCAAAUGUGUAAUAUGACGAGCCGAGUAGUGCACAAAAUGAUGAAUACUGAGAUAUCCGCAUCUGCAUCCGCAUCGAAUUGUUUCUCGUUUCUA
Cladophialophora immunda is the source of this 3239-nucleotide messenger RNA. RefSeq lists its product as uncharacterized. The coding region runs from base 900 to 2777 and encodes 625 amino acids. Lineage: Eukaryota; Fungi; Ascomycota; Eurotiomycetes; Chaetothyriales; Herpotrichiellaceae. Gene Ontology annotation, cellular component: MUB1-RAD6-UBR2 ubiquitin ligase complex. Gene Ontology annotation, biological process: ubiquitin-dependent protein catabolic process; establishment or maintenance of cell polarity. The record is from RefSeq and is a predicted model, not a curated record. The transcript is spliced from 2 exons.